AGUUGUAAUAUGCAAACGCGACACAGUCAAUCGUAUCUCAGCGUAGUGCACACGUAUCAAACCUGUUUUUACUUUCGUGUUGUGUAACGAAUAAAAUACGAAAUUUUGUUUACAGCUAGCUAUCAAUUAUGUUGCUGAUAAUAUGGGCGGUGGUGCUGGUGGCAGCAGCGGCGUUGUACUUCAGACGCACAUACACGCUAUUCACCAGGCAUGGAGUCAAGCAGAACUCCCCCGUGCCGCUGCUGGGGGACAUGGCCAAGGUCCUCUUCAGACAAGAGCAUUUCGCUGAACAAGUCAUGAGGAUGUAUAACGCGUACCCUGGUGAAAGGUUUGUCGGGCGAUACGAGUUUAUCAAGCCAACGCUGGUUGUGCGUGACAUCGAGCUGCUGAAGAAGAUCACUGUGAAGGACUUCGAGCACUUCCUGGACCACAACACGUUGAUAGACGAGCAUUCGGAUCCUCUGUUUGGCAGAAACCUCUUUUCUUUGAAAGGUCAAGAAUGGAAGGAUAUGCGCUCCACUUUGAGCCCUGCAUUCACCAGUUCCAAGAUGAAACUCAUGGUACCGUUCAUGGUUGAAGUGGGCGAGCAGAUGAUACAAGCUUUGAAGAAAAAGAUCAAAGAUUCCGGUGAUGGCUACGUAGACAUUGACUGUAAAGACCUGACGACGCGCUACGCCAAUGACGUGAUCGCUUCCUGUGCCUUCGGACUGAAGGUGGACUCCAUAACAGAGGAGAAUAAUCAAUUCUACGCGAUGGGCAAAACAGCUGCCACGUUCAACUUCAAGCAGAUACUCGUGUUCUUUGCAUUUUCAACGUUUCCUAAGUUAAUGCAGAUCCUGAAGGUAACGAUCUUUAGUGAUGAAACUAAACACUUCUUUAGCCACCUGGUGACAAGUACAAUGAAGGACAGAGAGGCCAGGCACAUCAUCAGGCCUGAUAUGAUCAACAUCCUCAUGGAGGCAAAGAAAGGAAAAAUAUCUCACGAAGAAAAGCCUACCAAAGAUAUUGACGCUGGAUUUGCUACUGUUGAAGAAUCUGCUGUGGGCAUGAAAGAAGUUAAUAGAGAAUGGUCUGACGAUGACCUCAUCGCGCAAGCUAUUCUAUUCUUCAUCGCUGGUUUCGAGACCGUGUCAUCAGCGAUGUCGUUCCUCCUCCACGAGAUCGCAGUGAACCCUGACGUCCAAGAGCGGCUGUACCAAGAGAUCAUGGAAAACGAGGCUAAUAACGGAGGGAAGUUCGACUACAACUCCAUACAGCAAAUGAAGUAUAUGGAUAUGGUAGUUUCAGAGGCUCUAAGGCUCUGGCCGCCAGCAAUUGCCUUAGACAGGGUCUGUAUCAAGGAUUACAACAUGGGCAAGCCCAACGACAAAGCUGAAAAGGAUUUCAUUCUUCGCAAGGGUCAGAGUGUAGGUAUUCCUGUAUGGGGACUCCACAGAGACCCCCAAUACUUCCCGAACCCAGACAAGUUUGACCCCGAGCGAUUCUCCGACGAGAACAAACACAACAUCAAACCGUUUACAUACUUACCCUUUGGUUUGGGACCCAGGAAUUGUAUUGGAUCAAGAUUCGCUCUCUGUGAAGUGAAGGUGAUGACGUACCAGCUCCUACAGUACAUGGAAAUAGCCCCGUGCGAGAAGACCUGCAUACCAGCCGUGUUGGACAAGUCCACGUUCAACAUUAGAAUCCUUGGCGGACACUGGAUUCGACUGAAGGCCAGGUAGUGACAAAGACGAAAGUAUUCUGGAUUUUGACUAUUAUUUAAUCCCAUUAAUUUAUAAGGCAAGUUAUAUAAAGAGUAUCCCGUUCUGUGGUUUGGGGUGUUUGAGAAUUUAACCACGGCAUCUCCUGCCUGUCGUAAAAGGCGACUAAUGGGGGCUAACAGGGGGUCACGGGUGAUCAGCCGAGGGCUGUCCACCGUUAGUAACGCUGUGAGUCUUUAAGCACAUCGGGGCAACCCUCGGUAUGGACGGCAGCGUGAAUGGUAGGCCUCAUGCUGUCUUUUAAGCAGAGGGCAUUCUUUAGUGUAAAGGGGCUUUUGAGGCACUUUCUGCGCAAGACCAAACAAAGGUUACCUAUAUAAAGAGUAUGAAUGUGCUUAAACACAUGGUAUGCAAGAUGAAGUUUAAAUUAUAAAUUAGCACAUACAAUUCCGUAAUCUCUGUGUACCCCAAUAGAAUACAGGUGUGAUGUUAAAUGUAUAAAAUAGUUUAAAAAGUCCAGAUUCGACUUAUUAGUUGGGUAAAUUUCCUUACGUAAUUUUUUAUUAUAUUUUGCACCCACGUCCUUGUAUCCACCCACCACCUGACGUUAACUAUUCGACGUUAGCAUUUGCUGCCGCAACUGUCAAUCAGUUGACAGUUACUUUAACCGAAUUGAUUUGUAUAGCAUUUAGUUGAAGCACCUGUCACUGUAUCAGUGUUAUAGCAAUUAUAUCGAAA
Molecule: messenger RNA, 2438 nt
Organism: Manduca sexta (tobacco hornworm)
Lineage: Eukaryota; Metazoa; Arthropoda; Insecta; Lepidoptera; Sphingidae
Product: cytochrome P450 9e2
Exons: 11
Coding region: 129-1721 (530 amino acids)
Molecular function (GO): heme binding; oxidoreductase activity, acting on paired donors, with incorporation or reduction of molecular oxygen; monooxygenase activity
Source: RefSeq, a predicted model, not a curated record